This is a messenger RNA of Sphaerulina musiva SO2202, 1238 nucleotides long. Its product is annotated as splicing factor 3a subunit 2. Gene Ontology annotation, molecular function: zinc ion binding; nucleic acid binding. The transcript has 3 exons. Gene Ontology annotation, cellular component: nucleus; U2-type prespliceosome; U2 snRNP. The coding region runs from base 43 to 759 and encodes 238 amino acids. Gene Ontology annotation, biological process: spliceosomal complex assembly. Lineage: Eukaryota; Fungi; Ascomycota; Dothideomycetes; Mycosphaerellales; Mycosphaerellaceae. The record is from RefSeq and is a predicted model, not a curated record.
UUCACCACCAGAUCAGCAAAACAAUCCACACCGCACACCGCAAUGGAUUACCAAAACCGCGCCGGCUCCAAGUUCGGAGGUGGUGGCGUCGCCUCUCAGAGCGCCACCAACGCCGACCGACGUGAACGUCUGCGAAAGCUCGCCCUGGAGACCAUCGACCUCGACAAAGACCCGUACUUCUUCAAAAACCACGUCGGCUCCUUCGAAUGUCGUCUCUGCCUCACCGUCCAUCAAAACGAUGGCUCCUACCUGGCUCACACCCAGGGCCGCAAGCAUCAAACCAAUCUCGCCCGUCGCGCCGCCAAAGAGUCGCAAAUGGGCAAGAAGAACGCGGAUGAUGGAUACACCGGCGCCAAUUCGAUCCAGAUCAAGAGAAACGUCGUCAAGAUUGGACGACCAGGAUACAGCAUCAAGAAAACUCGCGACCCCAUCACGCGACAGGAAGGUCUGCUCUUCUCCCUGCAGUUGCCCGAAAUCGGCCAAGGCGUGGAGCCUCGAGUGCGAUUCAUGAGCGCGUACGAGCAGAAAGUGGAUGAUCCUCCGGACAAGGCGUUUCAGUAUCUCCUUGUGGCUGCUGAGCCGUACGAUAUCUGUGGAUUCAAAAUUCAGGCGCGCGAUAUUGAUCGGCGAGAGGAGAAGUAUUGGACGUGGUGGGACCAGGAUAGUAAGCAGUUUUGGGUGCAGAUUAACUUCAAGACGGAGCGUGAGGAGAGGUUUAGUGGUGUGCCUGGCUUGGCGCCUGGUGGGAUGGGAAGGUGAGGAUGGGAAUGAGAGGGAAAAGAAAGAGAGACACACACACACAGAGAGAGAGAGAGAGAGCAGUUUGUGAGCAAAAGCUAUGCAUGCGACGACGAACGAGCUUGUCUACUCAGCGCAAGCUUCAAUUAAAAAUGGGGGCUAUGCCUUGCGCAGGGAAAGGUAGCAGGGACAACAGCAAAAUGCUGCCGUUGAAAUGAGAUACGCAGUACACACGUCUUUUUUCCAAUCCGACUCGAGCCAGAUCCAAAGUUCUACGGUCAAGUCAAGGGAUAUCGAAGAAUGAAUGAACCUUUUUCACCAAAUUGGAGAGAGAGAGAGGGAGAGCGAGAGAGGGUUAGACGGGGAGAUCAGCCCCACCGUGUAGUAUGCAUACAGUCUGUCUAUAGUCUGUAACAUGCAAAAACAACGUCCUUCUCCCGAAUAGAGGAGAGAGAGAGAGAGAGAGAGAGAGCAGCUGUGCCGAUCCUUGAGUCCACCUC